Messenger RNA from Fopius arisanus, 872 nucleotides. RefSeq names its product syntaxin-binding protein 5. Gene Ontology annotation, molecular function: myosin II binding; syntaxin binding; GTPase activator activity. The coding region runs from base 27 to 872 and encodes 281 amino acids. The record is from RefSeq and is a predicted model, not a curated record. Gene Ontology annotation, biological process: regulation of exocytosis; regulation of protein secretion. The transcript has 4 exons. NCBI's taxonomy places the organism in Eukaryota, Metazoa, Arthropoda, Insecta, Hymenoptera, Braconidae. Gene Ontology annotation, cellular component: SNARE complex; cytoplasm; plasma membrane.
AGGGGAAAACAACAACUGUUUUGGAAAUGGAGCACAAUGUCGUUGAUUUUAUUACGCUGUGCGAGAGCCCCUACACAAGUGACUUUCAGGAUCCUUACGCCGUCGUAGUGUUACUCCAAAACGACUUGGUUGUGAUUGACCUAUUAACUCCGGGAUUCCCCUGCUUCGAGAAUCCAUACCCGAUGGAUAUACACGAAUCUCCAGUUACCUGCUGUUCAUACUUCGCUGAUUGCCCAUCCGAUCUAGUUCCAGCAUUUUACUCAGUUGGUUCAAAGUCCCAGAAAAAAACAGGAUUCAGUGAAAGAGAAUGGCCAGUUUCCGGUGGCGAAUGGAGUUCUAAUUCUAGUAGCUACAAUGAAAUUAUUCUCACUGGUCACGCCGACGGAAGCAUAAAAUUCUGGGACGCUUCAGCUGGUUCACUGCAACUACUUUACAAAUUGAAAACAGCUAAACUAUUCGAAAAGAGUAAAGCCAAGAGUUUGGAUAAUGAAGAAGAUCCACUGGCGAUUCAAUUAAUGCACUUGUGUCCAGAGAGUCGUAAGCUAGCGAUAGCUGGAGCUGGACGACACGUUGUCCUAUUUAAAUUUAAGAAGGCUGAGAGCAUGUCAGAAGUAGUGACAUUGGAAAUAUCGCUCACAUCCGAUGGAAAAGAUACGGAGGGCUCACCUGAUCCCGAUUUGGAUCCAUGCCAAAUACCAGGUGUGGAGGAGUCAAGAGCUGCCGAGGCCGCCAUGUCGUUAAAAGUCAAGGGAGGCCUGCAAAAGAGAGCCCCUGGAUUUCAAGCGACCCUCAUUUGUUUAACGUCAAAUGCCGGCGGUGAACAAACUGAGAAUAUUACAUCACUCAGCCUCAACUCUUCUUAUGGCCUGUAA